Molecule: messenger RNA, 3511 nt
Organism: Exophiala mesophila
Lineage: Eukaryota; Fungi; Ascomycota; Eurotiomycetes; Chaetothyriales; Herpotrichiellaceae
Exons: 2
Coding region: 310-2802 (830 amino acids)
Molecular function (GO): protein binding
Source: RefSeq, a predicted model, not a curated record
CAGAGGACCGCACACACAAAAUGCCUUGGGAAACGAGGCACAAGGCCCCUCGACCAUCCUCUGUUGCCGCAUAUUGCCACUACGUUCCCUUCUCACUUACACUCAACAGUUUCUCUCUCUUCUACCUGUGACGGUCUGACUGGUCCCCUCGUGCAUCCAUCAAUUUGCCCUGUCAGACGGCAACCCACUCGACCUGGACCCGAGGACAGCCUGCCCAAGCGAAACCCAGUCCAGCUCUUCCAUUUGUAAACUGAAAUUCAUCCGAGGGAGUGAUGAUCUUCGACUCCUCAGAGCUCUGACAACAAGUCAAUGGCCUUGCGCCAGGAUUCUUCUCGUGGAUGGACAAUUGACAACAGCGACAAUGCUAAUGCUGGACUACCCCAAACUUCGGCUCAAGCCGUCUCAUCUGGCCCUCUCUUGGAGCCGCGCGAAGGCCCGAACCCUGCUCAAUGGCAGGCGGUCAAGGAACAGAUCCGAAUUCUCUACCAGACCAUGCCCCUAAAAGAAGUCAGAAGAAAGCUCGAACAGCAGCAUGGUUUUCGAGCGACCGAGCGCAUGUACAAGGCCCGACUCUCGCAAUGGGGUUUUAGUAAGAAUUACUCCGACAGAGACUAUCAAAUAUGCGCCGUUUUGCGUCAGAUUCGCCUUGACGCUGGUAAGCCCAGAACAGCAUUCAUCGUUCAUGGCCAUCAGAGAUCCCUAAAAGAUCUCCACAAAUACAUCAAAGGCCGGAGACUAACCGAGGAUGAAUUUCUGGCGACCGCAUCAGCAAACAUUGUAUGCAGAAGUCAAGCGGAUCAAGAAAAUGAUCCUCAAUAUGCUCAUGUCCGAGCAUAUACUCCAGAAGCCGACAACGACCCCGACGACCAUCCCCAACCAGUCUCAACAACAAGGUAUGCUGCUCCCGGCGAGAUACCACGAAUGUCCGAGGGGACGGUCAAACUCUCGCUUCCAGGACCAGGACUUGUAUCAGAGACAUCCCCAUGUCCGCCGCUGUCCCAUCGAAACUCGUUAGCUUUUCAGAAGUCUCCCCAUGAUAGCACCCCGUCGGCAGGCUGGUCGCCGGCUACCACACACUUCACUCCAGUGACAUUGCUUACUCCUGUCACGGGGUGUUCGCCUCAGGGUACAAAUGCUCCAAACGAGUGGCAUUAUCAAGGCUCGCCUUUACCGACUGUUCCGGCGGAACACUUUCCUCCCUCGCGGGACACCACGACCUACAUGACUCAGCCACUGAUUGAAACAAAUCAUGCCACUUCGUCAGUCGAUCACCAAAGCCACUAUGCAACCUCGUCUUGGAGUCGAGACAGUCCUCAUAUACCAUGUCAGCGGCUCCAGAGGGAUGUCGAAUACAUGGCCUUACAAGUGGUGGAUACACCAUCAGUAAAGUCUCUCUGUGGGCAAGAUGACAUUGCUUCAUGGCGACAGAUGAACACCGACGCAUCCACGCCUGACAGCGAGGAUUAUGGCCAAAUCUGUUCGUCGUGUAACGAACAGACGCGAACCCACUUCAUCAGUCUCCCCAAUCUCGAGGCUCAGUCAAGAAGCAUCCUGAAUGACACUGCCGAUGUGAAUCAGAGUACUCUGCAAGUCCCUGGCUCUGCCCGUUCCCACAACCACUCUUGGAGAUGGGUUGCUCGAUGCUUUUCCGCCUGCAUCUACUUCAACCGUGGCGAUCAUGAUCUUGCUAACAGAAGUCUAGUUGAUGCAGAUGAGGAGUUUGAGCGGAUGUUGGUUCCACACCAGGACCCCAAGAUCAUUCUGGCUCUGAACCAGACUUUGUCAAUACUGCAUAUGCACAACGAAGGAGAGACUACGAGGAGAAUCAUGAAGUCUGCCUACGAUGUUGCAUUGCGAGUCCUCGGCGAAACGGAUCCCAUCACGCAUGUUGUCCGGUGGAUGGUCCUCGUUGCCGACCUGAGGCACAAGAGCGGCGAGAUUUCAAGUGAAACAUUAUUGCUGGUUCACAAAGAUUUGACAGUAAUGCAUGGCUACAACGAUCCACGGUCCAUUGCGACUCUAUAUUGUUAUGGCUACAUGUUGAAUGUCGAGGAGAAGGCUGAACAGGCUGAAAACGUGCUCAGGGAAGCGUAUUCGAGAUCUUGCUCAGUCUUGGGGACUAAGCACCUCCAGUCCAUCUCAGCUUUGACUAACCUUCACCGGGCAGUUCGAAAGCAAGGGCAAGGCCGGAUUAGCGAGGCGAUUGUGAUGAUUCGACAAGCCAUCAAAGAUUCGAGAGAGACAUUGGGCAUCAGCCAUCCUAAAAGACUUGAAGGCAAAAGACUGUUGGCAAUGAUGCUGGAAGAAAGAGGGGAACUGGAUGAAGUCGAGAGGUUGUUCUGGCAGAUCACCGAAGGGAGAAUCAAGAUGCUGGGCAAGAGACACCCGUACACACUAGGGAUGAAGCGCGAUCUGGAGAUCUUGUUGAAAAAACGUGGGAAAUGGGGGACAGACCAGCCAACAUCAAUAUCAGAUGGCGCGCAGAGCAGCAAUGACUCAUCAGAUUCCUGGAUCGAUGCCAUGGACAUGGAUGCGAAGGAGACUCCAGAACAAACCAGACUACAAGAUCUAUUUGACUGGGAUGCUAAUGAAAGAUGGACCGACGAAGCUCGUCGCGGUGGAAAGACCCGACCCCGAUCGGAUACAUUGGAAACAGAUGAUGGCUCUGAUGGUUUGGCAGCGGGAAGUCCGCUGCAGCAGCGAGGUCAAGUUGACAUCAGCGCCGGGUGGAACAUGAUCAGGGCGGAUGCGCGAAGUUUGGGCGGCGGUUCAGACUCCGGGCGAAGCCACGAGGCUUUCUGAUUUCGACUUUGAGCAACGAUCCGGGAAGCGGUCAUUUUGUCAUCCUGCGGCCAUGAGCACCCACCCAGACCAGGAUAACCUUGAGCUUGGUAUAUGGGCAGACCUUGUCAGGGCAAUGACGCCGCUACGCGAUGCAGUAUGUGGAAAGCCGGCCACCAAAAUUGCGACAAUUAUCAAAACAAAGCAGAUGGUGAAGGACGUAUGGGGUAUUGACAGGUGGGACACGGAAACAUUGAUUUAUUUGGUUGAUUGUUUGGCAAUAGCGACAGGUGACUUUGUAGGCAUGACUAGAAACUUCUCAUUGGGUGAUGCUGCCUUGUAAUUGGUUUUAAUUCCCGCGGCGCAUAGAAUGAGAAAGGCCCUUUAACCACGCCCGUUGACCUCGAACUGUAGGCACCUGGCGGAGAUGAUUCAGCAGCUGGUCAUGGGGACGUAUCGGACACCACAAAGGUCGAAGUCUGCGCCGAUGAGACCAUGACCCACAUCAGGGCAUGUUCACUGACGUUUGUACCUACUUGAGUGGGUGCUGAUAGUACUUUAUUACUGUACUCGGAUGGGUCAGCGUACAUACAUAAAGUACAUAGUGACGGAGGCACCACGGGCAGGGAGGGGAUCCAUCGCCGGCGCUGGGGUCGUGAAUGGAGACGUAGCGAAGACUGGUAGUAAGGGCGUUGCCGGCUCGGUACCGAGCACCAACCAAGGCAGCAAG